Molecule: messenger RNA, 2421 nt
Organism: Hibiscus syriacus
Lineage: Eukaryota; Viridiplantae; Streptophyta; Magnoliopsida; Malvales; Malvaceae
Product: receptor-like protein 9DC3
Exons: 7
Coding region: 1-2421 (806 amino acids)
Molecular function (GO): protein binding
Source: RefSeq, a predicted model, not a curated record
AUGGCUGCCGUUGAAGGGAUUCAUGGGAGUGAUUCCAGCUCCAAACAAGAACAAGAAGAACAAGAACAAGAAAGUGCUACUUUCUCUGCCAACAUCACCACUGAUCAAUCUGCCCUUUUAGCCUUAAAAUCUCAUAUAACUCACGAUCCGCACAAUCUCCUAGCAACCAACUGGUCCACUUCUACCUCUGUUUGCGAUUGGAUUGGUAUCACCUGUGGAUCCAGACACCACAGAGUCACUGCUCUGGAUUUGUCAAGUAUGGAUCUCAUAGGCACCAUCCCAUCUCAAUUGGGAAAUUUAUCUUUCCUUGCCUCCCUCAGCAUUCGUAACAAUAGUUUUCAUGGUUCUUUACCUAUUGAGUUAGGUAAUUUGCAUCGUCUGAAAAUUUUGAACUUUGGUAACAACAACUUCAGUGGAGAAAUCCCAUCAUGGUUUGGUUCCUUCGCUAAACUUCAAGGCUUGUUUUUGUACAUGAACAACUUCACUGGUGUUAUCCCGUCCACUCUUGGCAAUUUGUCAAAACUUGAAACACUGAGCAUGUUUAACAGCAAUCUCCAAGGGCAAAUACCCAUGACUCUGGGAAACCUUUCAAACUUGGAAUGUUUAUAUCUGUUUGAUAAUUCUCUUUCAGGCCAUCUAGAGUCGAGAAUAUUUGAUAACAUGUCUAAAUUGCAAGUAUUAAGCAUGGAUGGGAAUCAAAUUUCUGGUAGCAUUCCUAAUAGUUUAUUCAAGUGCAAAGAGUUGAUGUUUUUAUCAUUGUGGAACAACUCUAUGGAAGGAAGUAUACCUAUAGAAAUCGGAAAUUUGACUAUGCUCCAAUCUUUGCAUCUUGGUCACAACAACUUCAGAGGUCCCAUUCCUUGGUCAAUCUUCAACAUGUCCUCUUUCCAAGAAAUUUCUCUGGGAUUCAACAAUCUCUUUGGUUCUCUCUCCUCCAAUAUGUUCGAUUAUCUUCCUCGAUUACGUUAUCUUGAUUUGAUAAGAUGUCAACUUUCAGGAAGAAUUCCAAUGAGUUUAUUCAAAUGCAAAGAGUUAGAAUAUAUAUACUUGUCUGAUAAUCAUUUGGAGGGAACUGUGUCAUUAGAAAUCUCAAAUUUAACUUCACUUCGAACUUUCGCCAUCUCAGGAAACAAGUUUUCAGGCCAAAUUCCUUCCUCAUUAUGCAAUUUGAGUUCCCUUAUGGCUCUCUCUUUAUCGAACAAUAGUUUGGAUGGAACAGUUCCGGAAUGCAUUGGAAACUUGAGUUCUCUUUCACACGUUGACCUACGGAUGAAUAAUUUUUAUGGUAAAAUACCUGAAAAUUUCGCUGAAGGUUGCCGCUUAAAAAGUUUUCUAAUCUGCAAAAACCAAGUCGAAGGGUCACUGCCACGAUCUUUGGGUAAUUGUAAAGAUUUGAAGCUUCUUGAUGUUGGGAACAACUAUUUAAAUGACACUUUCCCAAAUUGGUUAGGAAAUUUGGAUCAGCUGCAAGUACUUGUCUUGAGAUCGAACAGAUUCUAUGGUGAAGUGGAUAGCUAUGAUGUUACCUUCACUCGUUUGCGUGUCAUUGAUCUCUCUCGUAAUAACUUCAGUGGCUACCUACAUGUGAAUUUUUUUGAAAAUUUACAUGCCAUUAGAGAAGUGAAUGAAAAGAAAGUUAAACCAGAAUACAUGGAAGAAGUAAUAGUUGGUGGAACAGUAUAUUCUGUGCCAGGUUUAUCUUUUACAACAAAAGGGUUGGAAACAGAGUUUGAGAAACUAUUAACCAUAUGGACAGAUAUUGACUUCUCCAGGAACCAAUUCUCCGGAGAAAUUCCUAAAACAAUUGGAGAGCUUCAUUCACUAAUUGCCCUAAAUCUCUCUCAUAAUUGUUUAACAGGUCCUAUCCCAUCAUCAUUAGGUGAUUUGUCAGAACUUGAAUCAUUAGAUCUCUCAUCAAACAAGCUCCAUGGAAAAAUUCCAACAGAGUUUACAAAUCUUGGAUUCCUAGAGGUGUUAAACCUUUCUCACAAUAAUCUCGUGGGACCCAUUCCUAAAGGCAAACAAUUGGAUACUUUCAGUAAUGAUUCCUACGUAGGAAACUUGGGUUUAUGUGGUUUGCCAUUAUCAAAAAGCUGUGAUAAUGAUGAGGGAACUGCAGCCAAAUUUGAUAGAGAUGAUGAUGAUGAUGAUGAUGAUGAUGGAUUGAAUUGGAAAUUUUCUAUACUGAUGGGGUAUGGAUGUGGGUUGGUGUUGGGAUUGAGCAUGGGAUACAUUGUAUUCAUAACUGGAAAACCAUGGUGGUUUAUUAAGAUCUACGUGAGAGUUCAACAAAGAUUUGUAGAAAAGAAACCAUUGCAGGAAGAAUUUGCCAAGUGCUUCAAAGAAAGUGGAAUAACUGAACUUGUUAGUCGAUAUUAUCUAUGUUGCUCCGAUUCUUCAUUUUUCAUGAAAUAUACAUGA